CUUUCAUUCUUUUGAUCUGUACUUCCACUUUUGAUUCACUAGCAUAGAUAGAUAGCGUUAGUAAGCAGCUCUGCAACUGAGAGCAGAGGUUGAGUGCGCGCGCACCUUUAUUACAGGAACGGGAUUGGGUACAGCUUUGCCUUCGAGUUCGACUACACCAGUCGUACAGUUCGUCAGCGUACAGUACAGUUAGGUAGCAAGCAUACCACAGUGCUGUCAGUUAGGUGAUCGUGGAUCGGUUCAGCUAUUGUUCAAGUGAAGCCUUAUAGUCUUAUUACUGGGUUAUAUGAAGUGUGGAAAUUAAGUUGAAAUUUUGUGUGGCUAUCUAAGGGUGUUUUUAAAGAAGUGACGAAGUGUGUGUUACAGUGAUUACCAAAAGGAGUUUCAGUUUUCUUUUUAGUUUAGUGACAGUGUUGUGUGACACCAGUGCAUUGUACUCACGGAGGGAAUGGUGUUCCUGUUGGACGAUUGGGGUAUGGGAGAUGAGCACCUCCUCAAUCAGCAUAAUGUGAACCAGUAUCACCUCUCGUUAGACCAUGCUGAUGACGAAGUUUCUCUCCUCCCUCUCAACAACCAGGUUGGAGGUCAUACUCGUUUGCUCCUGCUAGAUCAGGGCACCAUCUGUAAGCCUCUCAAUCCGCGAGAACUUGAAUUUUAUCAGAACAUUCCACUAGACAUUCAAAACUUUGUUCCUAAGUACAAAGGUGUGAUGCAAGGCACUGGCAGUGGGGCCGUGCAACGCUACAGUCCCAAUUUCCGAGAGGAGCAGAGCCGCCCGGCCAAGCGAAGACGAGAGGAUGUGCUCAGGUUGAAGGUGCAAGGUGGAGAAGUGCUCUCUACUGUCAAUUCCUCCCACUUAGACGCUAACAAUAAGCAAUACUUUCUUUUAUUGGAGAACAUAACAUGCCGCUACUCGCAGCCGUGCGUGUUGGACCUCAAGAUGGGUACGAGGCAGCACGGAGAUGACGCUAGUGCUGAGAAGAGGUACAAGCAGAUGGCCAAGUGCGCUGCCAGCACGUCAGCAUCCCUAGGUGUUAGGCUGUGUGGCAUGCAGGUAUACCAAGCUGACACCCAGCACUACCUUAAAAGGGACAAGUACUGGGGCAGAAGCCUGGACGAGCAAGGUUUCAAGGGUGCUCUCUAUCGGUUUUUCCACAACGGGUUCUACCUGCGGCAUGCUGUGGUGCGUCGCGUCAUAGCGCGGUUAGACCAGCUGCGGAGGGCUAUCGAGAAACAGUCCAGCUACCGUUUCUAUUCUUGUUCACUGCUGGUAGUGUACGAGGGCGAAAUGGCGACGGCAGCCGAUCUUAGCGAUGAGGAGAUGGACUCGGCAUCGCACCGGAGAGGGUUUGGCCAGGCAGCGGCUCGCGGCUUCUACCCCAUACCUGAAGACACUAUGGAUGUCUCCAGUAGCCUGUCGCCGACAGUGAGUCCUGCGUCCGAGGACAGCUGGACUCUGGGAGAGUUGUCGUCAUCGGAGGAGGCGUCAUCGUCGUCACUGUCAACGUUUGACCUGCUGACAGCGUCCACAUCGCACUCGACCAAGCGUCCCCGUGACUACCACACGGAGACCGAGGAAGAGGAUGAUGACGAUGACGUGUCACCACGCGUAAAACGUGCCGUGACUGAACCCACACAAGUCGACGUGCGUAUGAUUGACUUUGCGCAUACCACGUUCAGUAAGCGUCGCGGGUCGACCAGUGCAAGCACCCCGACGCUGCACCACGGACCGGAUUGUGGCUUCCUCACCGGCCUCGACAGUCUCAAGAGACUUCUGACAGAAAUUCUUUCUGAAGAAAAAGAUCUCUGAAUUUAUCUAAUUGUGAUAUCAAAGCUUUGUAGCCGUCUAUGUCAUAAACGGAUGGUUUAAAAUCCUUCAUUCUUGUCGUUAUCUUUGUUGUCUUAUUAUCUCGACAUAAAAUCUAUGUUUAGUUGAGUCACAGGAUUCUUAUUUUAUUUAUUUUAAAGUGACUUGAAUCGCUGUGACCUUGUUUUGAAUGAAUUCAGUGCAAAUCAAUUUUCCCAAACACAAGUUUGUGUAAAUCUUCAAAAAUAUAAUUUGAAAUACGAUAAUUUUGUAAAAUCUGUAUAUAGUUUAUCCUCUGUUAUUGAAAUCAGUGACAACAUAUUCUGACUGGUAACAUAUCUGUUUUUGUUUUUUCUAUAAAGAUAUUAAAGUUGAAAUAUAUUAGCAAGA
Messenger RNA from Homalodisca vitripennis (glassy-winged sharpshooter), 2197 nucleotides. RefSeq names its product inositol hexakisphosphate kinase 1 (gene Ip6k). The transcript has 8 exons. The record is from RefSeq and is a predicted model, not a curated record. Gene Ontology annotation, biological process: inositol phosphate biosynthetic process; phosphatidylinositol phosphate biosynthetic process. NCBI's taxonomy places the organism in Eukaryota, Metazoa, Arthropoda, Insecta, Hemiptera, Cicadellidae. Gene Ontology annotation, molecular function: inositol hexakisphosphate kinase activity. The coding region runs from base 449 to 1810 and encodes 453 amino acids. Gene Ontology annotation, cellular component: cytoplasm; nucleus.